CCUAUUUCUGGGAAGUGAGUGAACCAAGACGCCGCGGGCGGUCUACUUCCUGGACUCAUCCUUGAGGGAAAAUUGGAGCGCGCACGUUUCGUAGGUCACUUUUCGGCACAAACAAACAAACAAACGUCAACCUGUGGAUGACAAGACGAGCGAAUCAAGAGAUUAUAUUCGCCGCUCCGGAAUAGCACAGUCAGCCCCCACUGCCAUUGCAAAUCUGGGGCGCUUGGCUGCAACGGGCUGCGCUUCCCGUGGCUUUUUUUAUGAAAGGGGGAAACGCGCAGUCCGAAAGUGAAUUGAUUUCGGUUUAUGAAUGGCACUGAUAUGGAGGAAAUUCCGUUUCAGAAAGUCAAAACCCGGAGGAAGAGAGGCCACUGUCCAGCCGGAUCCCGUUUGAAUGCCAUCGCCUGCGAGGACGAGUUCGACUGCAAGGAGCUGGAAUCGCUCUUCCAAAAUUACAACCUGAAACUGGAGCAGACUUCGACGCUGAAAGCUCUGGCGGUGUUGAUCGUCAUGGCAUCAACUUUGGCUCUCGUGGAACUGAUGUCUGGUCCCAGCCUCACCAUCUCCAAGGGAUCCCACCCGGUGCACUGCAUCAUAUUCGUCUCCCUGUUCAUUGUCACCAAUGUCAAGUACCUGCAGGUGACACAACUUCAGCAGAUCGUCAAGCUGACCCUGCUCUUCAGCUUCACCUUCGCGUUCCUCUGCUGCCCGUUCUCGCUGGGCGCCUACGGCGUGGAGCCGCCGACGUCCCCGGAGCAGGGCAUGUGGCAACUCAUGCUAGUCACAUUUGUCGCCUAUUCCCUCCUGCCCGUUCGCACUCUGUUGGCCGUGCUGUUUGGGAUUAUGGUCGCCGUGUCCCAUGUUAUUGUAACCGCGACGUCGGUCACUACCAAAAGACAGAGAUUGUGGAGAACGCUGGUGGCCAACACGGUCCUCUUCACCAGCGUGAACCUGUCUGGAGUGUUUGUGAGGGUCCUGUCUGAGCGCGCUCAGCGGAAAGCCUUUCUGCAGGCGCGCGACUGCAUCGAGGAGAGGUUGCGCCUGGAGGACGAGAACGAGAAGCAGGAACGCCUCCUGAUGAGCCUGUUGCCCAGGAACGUCGCCAUGGAGAUGAAGGAGGACUUUCUGAAGCCGCCGGAGAGGAUCUUCCACAAGAUCUACAUCCAGAGGCACGACAACGUGAGUAUCCUGUUCGCUGACAUCGUGGGUUUCACAAGCCUGGCGUCCCAGUGCACUGCGCAAGAGCUCGUCAAGUUGUUGAAUGAACUCUUCGGCAAGUUUGACGAACUGGCCACAGAGAACCACUGCAGACGCAUUAAGAUCCUGGGAGACUGCUACUACUGCGUAUCCGGCCUGACCCAGCCCAAGACUGACCACGCCCACUGCUGCGUGGAGAUGGGACUGGACAUGAUUGACACCAUCACGUCGGUUGCGGAGGCCACGGAGGUGGAUCUGAACAUGCGCGUGGGCCUGCACACGGGCAGAGUGCUGUGUGGGGUGCUGGGACUCAGGAAGUGGCAGUAUGACGUCUGGUCCAACGACGUCACGCUCGCCAACGUCAUGGAGGCAGGAGGCCUGCCUGGGAAGGUGCACAUCACCCGCACCACCCUGGAGUGUCUGAACGGGGACUACGAGGUGGAGCCGGGCUGCGGGCACGAGAGACACGCCUUCCUGCAGAAGCACCACAUCGAGACCUUCUUCAUCGUGCCGUCGCACCGCCGGAAGAUCUUCCCGGGGCUGAUCCUGUCGGACAUAAAGCCCGCCAAACGCAUGAAGUUUAAAACCGUGUGCUACCUGCUGGUGCAGCUCAUGCACUGCCGCAAGAUGUUCAAGGCCGAGAUCCCCUUCUCCAACGUCAUGACCUGCGAGGACGACGACAAGAGACGGGCGCUCCGCACGGCGUCGGAGAAGCUGAGGAACCGCACCUCCUUCUCAGCCAGCGUGGUGCAGCACUCGCCCGGAACCCGCGUCAACCGCUACAUCAGCCGGCUGAUCGAGGCGCGGCAGACCGAGUCCGAGACGGCCGACCUGCACUUCCUCACGCUCAUGUACAAGCACGGCGAACGCGAGACCAAGUAUCACCAGAUUCAGGAUGAGCACUUCUCCAGCGCAGUGGUCCUGUCCCUGAUCCUGGCAGCCUUAUUUGGUCUGGUCUACCUUCUAAUAAUACCACAGGGGACAGUCGUGCUACUCCUCUUGGUGCUCUCCAUCUGCUUCCAUCUUGCUUGUAUCAUGUACCUGCAUGUCACUAGCGUCCAGUGCAUUCCUGGUUGCCUCACCAUCCGGAUCAGAACGGCUCUUUGUGUGAUUCUGGUGCUGUUGGUCUACGCUGUAGCCCAGGGCUGUGUGGUGAGCUGCCUGCCCUGGACCUGGAGCGGGGGGAACUCCAGCACCCUGCUCCUGGUUCUGGACCCCUCCUGGGAGAACGGCACGGCCCCGGAGCUGCCCUGCGACAGCGCCCCCUACGCCUUCCUGUCCUGCGUGGGCGCCACGCUCACCCUGGCCCUCUUCCUGCGCGUCUCCUCCCUGCCCAAAACCCUCCUGCUCCUGCUGCUCAGCGUCUCCUACGUCACCGUCCUGGAGGUCAGCGGCUUCCCGAAGUCCGUGGGGGGUGGGUUUAUCUCCGGCCGAGGGUACGAGCCCAUCUUCGCCAUCCUGCUGUUCGCCAGCACACUCAUCCUGCACUCCCGCCAGCUCGACCUCAAACUGCGCCUCGACUACCUCUGGGCCUCACAGGCGGAAGAGGAGAGGGGCGACAUGGAGAGGGUGAAGCUGGACAAUAAGAGGAUCCUCUUCAACCUUCUGCCUGCGCACGUGGCGCAGCACUUUCUCAUGUCUAAUCCCAGAAACAUGGACCUCUACUACCAGUCCUACGCCCAAGUGGGGGUGCUGUUCGCCUCCAUCCCCAACUUCAACGACUUCUACAUCGAGCUGGACGGCAACAACAUGGGCGUGGAGUGCCUGCGUCUGCUCAACGAGAUCAUCGCUGACUUCGACGAGGUGCGCUUGAAGCUUUCGCCUCCUUUCAGCCCGGCGUCUGACUGAUAUGAGGUCACGGGCAGGGACACUUCCAUUGCAGUGCAGCCAAUUCAGGACGUUCAUGAAAA
Messenger RNA from Conger conger (European conger), 3107 nucleotides. RefSeq names its product adenylate cyclase 1a (gene adcy1a). The transcript has 16 exons. The coding region runs from base 307 to 3045 and encodes 912 amino acids. Gene Ontology annotation, molecular function: adenylate cyclase activity. Gene Ontology annotation, biological process: intracellular signal transduction; adenylate cyclase-activating G protein-coupled receptor signaling pathway; cAMP biosynthetic process. NCBI's taxonomy places the organism in Eukaryota, Metazoa, Chordata, Actinopteri, Anguilliformes, Congridae. The record is from RefSeq and is a predicted model, not a curated record.